Messenger RNA from Knipowitschia caucasica, 228 nucleotides. The record is from the annotation of a GenBank genome assembly. Lineage: Eukaryota; Metazoa; Chordata; Actinopteri; Gobiiformes; Gobiidae.
AUGUGGGGGUGGGAUGGGGGAUAUGGGGUUUGGGAGGGGGGUGGGGGGGUUUGGUUUGGAUGUUGGUUUUUUUGGGGUUGGGAGUUGGGAUGUAGAGGGAUGGGAUAUGGUUGGGAUUGGGGGGUGGGGAAGGGGUGGGGGAAGUUAGGGUGGGGGGAGUUGGGAAUUGGGAAUGGAAUGGUGUUUGAGGGUUUGUGGGUGGGGGGGGGUUGGUUAAGGGGGGAGUAG